Molecule: messenger RNA, 771 nt
Organism: Opisthorchis viverrini
Lineage: Eukaryota; Metazoa; Platyhelminthes; Trematoda; Opisthorchiida; Opisthorchiidae
Exons: 7
Coding region: 1-771 (256 amino acids)
Source: RefSeq, a predicted model, not a curated record
AUGCAGCGGGAUUUGAAUCCACGGUACAUCAUAAAAAGGUGCUGGAGUGGCGUCGGAGAGGACAGUCGGGCUAGGAAAAUGGAGCACGCGCUUAUGGAAAUCUGCGGGGAAGAGACGUCCGGUACUGAGGCAGUUUGUGAACAAGCAUUCAACACUAUUUCUGCUGCGCCCGAAAGUGAGGAUCGGAGAGGUGCCGCCAGAGAGUUCGGAAAACCUUCAGAGGACGUAGGUUUUUCUCUCGUCAAAAAUUUUGAUGGCUCCUCUUCCUCAUCAUCAUCAUCAAAGACAGCAAGCAACGUGACGACACUGAUGCUUCACUGCCGUACAACCAUAAGAGUGAAAAGAGAAAAGGGUGGACGAAGGAGGGUACCUAGCACUGAGGUGCCUACACCUCCAACCGCUCAAGCAAACUGGAAACUGACAGCACGAACGCCACUGACAUCGAUUACCCGCCAUUUGCUACCACAGACGGGGUCACGGGGACCCCAUCCUGGAAGGUAUACAACACCAACAACACCCAAAAUCUUCGUGAUCUCUUUCAAGCCUUUCUGCCAAGUCAUGUGCUGCCCACCUCGCGGUUUGCGCCAUGCUGAAGGAGGCACGGAGAACAACACUCGUCUCCGUAGAUGGCGGCUCCCAAGCACAGACGGGGUCACGGGGACCCCAUCCUGGAAGGUAUACAACACCAACAACACCCAAAAUCUUCGUGAUCUCUUUCAAGCCUUUCUGCCAAGUCAUGUGCUGCCCACCUCGCGGUUUGCGCCAUGCUGA